AUGUCUCCAACUUCAGACGAAAAGGCGAAAGCCCAUUCUAGCACACAAAACAAAGAGGAUUUGGAGGGUGAACACAAUGAAUGGAAGUUCAGGGUUCCCUACAAAGUACACGAGAACGACAAGAAUUUCAAAGCCCUGUACGAGGGAAGUUGCCAUUGUGGACGAGUGCAGUAUCAGUUGAGCAGGGAAAAGCCAUUGGAUGCUAAGUUCUGCCAUUGUUCGACAUGUCAAACUUUACAUGGAGCACCUUUUCAGUGGGCAGCUAUUUUCCAUAAAGAAGAUAUCAACUUCACACACGGCCACCAUGAUCUCGGCUGGUACGAUCCUGGAGAAAAGACUACGAAGCACAAAUUGCCCUGCAAAGUAUCGUGUUCAUAUUGUCGAUCACCCAUUAUGGAUGAAGGGAGAAAUAUGAUCUUGCUGUUUCCUAGUUUGAUCAAGUUUAAGGACAAAAAGGAAAAGCACAACUUUGAUCCUACAUGUCAUAUGUUUUAUGGAAAGAGAUUAUACGAUUUCCCUGAUGGAUUACCAAAAUGGAGUGGGCUGAGUGGAGAUAGUGAUUUGAUUGAAGACAGCCCUCCGGAGGCUAUCAAGAAGCGCAAGAGAGAGGUUGAGGAGAAGGAGAAGGAGGAUGAGGAGGGUAAAUCCGAAAAGAAGUAG
Glarea lozoyensis ATCC 20868 is the source of this 660-nucleotide messenger RNA. Its product is annotated as Mss4-like protein. Lineage: Eukaryota; Fungi; Ascomycota; Leotiomycetes; Helotiales; Helotiaceae. The record is from RefSeq and is a predicted model, not a curated record. The coding region runs from base 1 to 660 and encodes 219 amino acids. The transcript has 3 exons. Gene Ontology annotation, molecular function: carbon-sulfur lyase activity.